AUGUCUGAAGUAGCACUUACAAGAAGAGAACAACAAGCCUUAAGAAAGGCAGCACUUGAAGCAGCACCUGUCAGAACCUUGAGAGAUAUUGGAUCUGCAUUGGAACCUUCAACAAUUCCUAAUGUUAUGAAGUUGAAGUCUAACAUUGUUUGUGUUUUUGCUUCUGAGUGGGAACUUUACAAACAAGAAAUUGAAGAACAAUGCUGCGUCAAGUGUAUUGUCAGUCGUCCUAAUAGACAUAGUUCCGCUGUUGAUAUCACCAAGAAGAGGCAUGUGCUCUUUUCCCAAGUAUACUCCUGUCAUAGAGGUGGAAGCUAUGAACCUGAAAGCAGAGAAAAGCAUCCAAUUCAAUGUAAAUCGAAGAAAGUUGGCUGUGAGGCAACUCUCACUAUUACUUGUUAUGCUGACAAGUCUCAUGUUUAUGUGUUUGAUUUUAUUGUCAAUCACACCAACCAUAUUCCUGAGAAUAUUAAAACCGAUCUUGGACUUAUUCCUUUAACUCGAGCCAGUCCAGGCUCACCAGCUAGAAAAAUCAGACUUGAGAUUCUUUGCAACAUCGACCAGCAAGAGUAUUCUCUCAAUGGAUAUAAAAUCAACUACUUUGAUAUUUACAACAAAAUACUUGCAAUCAACCAAACAAUCUUUUGUUUGCACGAGGACGACUUUAAGUCUAUGAAGAUGUGGUUUACCAAAAAACUUUCUCCCAAAGGUUUUAUUAUCUUUGAAGCUGCAGCAGCAUUCUGUAUGGAUGCCACCUACAGUAUCACUCAAAGAUUGGAUGACAUUCUUUAUACUAUUGUCAUUUGUGAUGAAGAACUUGAUCGUGGUUUCCCCUGUGCAUACAUGCUGACCAAUGACCAUUCCUUAGGUCCAAUUGUCCAAUGGUUGAAGCACUUGAAAGACAAUCAGUUGAUUGUAAACCCCUGGCAGUUUACUAUUGACUGUAGUGAUGCUGAGACAAAUGUACUCAUGGCAAUCUUCCCUGGAUGCCAGAUCCAAUACUGUCUUUUUCACGUCAGUCAAGCAUGCAAAGUCAACCUGAUUUUGUCCGAUACUUUGAGACCAAUUGGUGUACCAUGGCUAAAGUUCUACUUCAAAGAGGAGAGUAUCAGAAUCAAUAUGCGCAGUGGCCCAAUGACAGCUGCCCAAAGACAAAAAAGAAAGAUAGAGAUGUCUGCUGAAGCUGUUCCAGCAUACAUGCAUGCUAAUAUGAUUGUUAGCCCAUCAAAAGCAAUGUCUCUGAACGCCACUCUUGAUGACACUGAUGAUAUUCUUGAAGAUGGGUUUUGGUUCAUCAACUCAUUUACCAAGGAUAGUAUUACCUAUCAAGUUGAAGUUAACAACAAUGUUAUUCUUUCUUGUACAUGUUAUUCUUGGGCUAGGUAUAUGAAGCCUUGUAAGCAUAUGCAUUUGCUCCGUAUCCAUAUGUCAGGCUUUGCUUUCUUAUCUGUGGCUCCUGCAAAUAAUGUGCUGCCAAUCACAAUUUUUGGUGAGCAGUUCGUUAAUGACAACACUAUGUUGAUUGAUGGCACAAGGGAGAGUACUGGGCGUAGACAUAAUGAGCAAGACUUGUAUCAACUGAUGCAGUAUGCUACAGAAGAGGAAGCAGAGGUUAUCAGAGCAGCAUAUGCUGCUCCCAUAAAGACUUUUCAAGAAAUCAAAGCUAAAUAUGAAGCUCAUUUUAGAACUUUAAAUACACAACGUCAUUAA
Molecule: messenger RNA, 1710 nt
Organism: Phycomyces blakesleeanus NRRL 1555(-)
Lineage: Eukaryota; Fungi; Mucoromycota; Mucoromycetes; Mucorales; Phycomycetaceae
Exons: 7
Coding region: 1-1710 (569 amino acids)
Molecular function (GO): zinc ion binding
Source: RefSeq, a predicted model, not a curated record